GCUGCACUCGUAAACCCACUUUACGUGCGGGUGCUAGAGGUCGAAUACCACUGCAGGGAGUUGCAUACAACCCAACCCCAACUCGCAAAUCUCAAGCACGGUUUCUCCAUCGACAUAGCUUCUUACUCCCAACAGGGCGAUCUGUUGCAGUCGCUCCAAGCAAACCAUGCGAAUUCGGAACUGAUUCUGGCAGAUUCUCAAGGUAACAAGAUACCUCUUGAGCCUGUCAUUGGUAUUUGCAUUACCCGUGCUCCCGUGAUUGGCGAGCUGUUUGUCGUCGAGCUCGAAGACCGUCGGAAAACUCAAGAAGCGUCAUAUUAUAUGGCAUAUUCAAUCACCAUGGCCCAAAUUUCCGAAAAUGGGAAGUCCCUUAUUUGCUUUUCGUCGGAUUGGGACAAGGUCUCGAAUACUAUCAUAUCGAUGGAAAUCUUCAAGAGAAGCGCCCAAAUUGGAAAGCAAAGCAUAGCUAAAGUACAAGCUAUUACUACUCUCCCAACUAAACCUAAAGAACAAAAUGCAGAAUCGAAUCACAACCUAUGA
Penicillium arizonense is the source of this 540-nucleotide messenger RNA. RefSeq lists its product as uncharacterized. The transcript is spliced from 3 exons. The annotation marks the transcript as partial. The record is from RefSeq and is a predicted model, not a curated record. Lineage: Eukaryota; Fungi; Ascomycota; Eurotiomycetes; Eurotiales; Aspergillaceae.